AUGAACGAAAAAGAAUGUGUUUCAUUUUAUAAUAUAAAAGACAAAAGAUCGACAGCUGUGAUCGGCCAUAGUCUUAAUAGAGGAGGUCGGGAAGGUACAUAUGUAAUGAUUUAAUUAGGACUAAAAAAUUUUUUGUACAGAUGUAAAAUAGCCCUACCCUAUUUUUUCUUUGCUGAUCCUUUAAUAUUAAUCUGUUUUUAAUUUUUUGAAAAAGGAUGUAUAGAAAGAUUGAAACCUCAUUCGACACUGACCAAGAUAUUUUGUGCAGCUAUUGCCAGUCUUGGUUUUAUUUGGAUGUCUAUUAAUAAUAAAGUAACAUGUUGCAUUGAAGAAUCCGAUGAUGACGAGAAUACUGAUAGUGAUACAACUAAAGGGAGAAGGAACCAAGCACAUGCAGUAAGAAAUAAGAUUAUAAAGUUUUCCAAGAAAUCUACGUCUGAAAAUGUCCUCGAGUCACUGCAAACUUGCCAUUGGCAAGACAACCUCCAAGUCUUACAGGAAAAAAUGAUUUUGUUAAAUAAUCCAAGGAGAAAAGAAAUAAUUUGUGGACUUCAAGCUGUUUUGCAAGAGAUGCUCAUAGAAGAACCCUUUGAUGGACCAAAUCCGCGAAUAGUUGGCUUCAUCCCAUUUGAUGAGGGUUUUGAAAUGUACAUGGGAUUUCAGUCAGUUCAAAAUUUAUCAGAACAAGCACGCUACGAUUUUCAGUGCGCGGUUCUUCACCCUAAGACAGGUUUAUGCGCAAACAUUGUGAAAUUUCCCAGCUCUGGAAAAAAAGUAAUCGUUUUACGCUCAGACAAAAGUCUUGAUUUUUCAAGAUUCUUUGACUUCCUUGCUCUAAACAUGACAACUAGCAGCAAAGAAGAAUUUUCAAAAGCGGAGGUUGACUUGAUACAAGAAAGUAUGUCAACAGAAUGGGACAGAAAUAUGAUAAAAUACAUACUCAGCCGAACUAGAACAGGGAGUGCUAUGGAGUCUUUAGGUGUUCGAAGGGAAUCCACACAGAAAUUGAAAACUCAUGUUCCGAUGGUUUUGGAUGCUGUAAGAAAUUCAAAAGUUGUUGGUGAAGAUAUUGUGCGCAGUAAAAUUAACGAAAAAAUGGAAUACAUCAGGUCUCAGAUCGAGAAAAAUGAAGAACUUAUCAGGAAAAGAUGUGAAACCUGGUCAAAAGUAAGACUGGAUGAAUUGCAAGAUAAGAUUGAAGCUGACCAAGAUCGCUUGACGGAAUUAGAGAAUAUUCAGACUGGAAGCAGCAAGACACAUAAACAACGCUUGCAGCAGAUGAGUAAACGUCAAGCACGACAGCUUCUUGCCGUGAAUCGAGUUGGUAAAAGAAAACUUGGGGAUCAAGGAAGGAAGUCCUUGAUUGAUAGCGACACAGAAGAGAAAAUUGCAAAAGCAAUUGAAGACAAAGCGACGUAUCAUGGACGGCGUCAUAACACAACAAUGUAUACAAACCGUCGCGUAAAAGUCGCUGAUUUACCUGGCAUUGCAAACCACUUUUUGGCUUUAGCGGGAAAGCCUUUAAUCACUUCAAAAACUACUGUUUGGAAUCGGUCUGAACCUCGGCGAAAAAACUCUAUUCAAGCAAAGCUCCAUCUGGGAAAAGGAUUAUUCUGUACGAAAAAGCCGCCUAAAACCGAACAUUGCGAAAAUGAGUCCACCCAUCACCAGAGGGCUCACGUUAAUAACGUUAAAAUGUUAUUCUUGUCUCGCAGAAAUGAAAGCAACCGAAAGUACUGCUUUUGUCGGUCAGUAGACGACAAAGCAUACAUAAGACCUGGAACAGGCGAAGGAAUGAACCACGCUAGAAACCAGAGAAUUUUACAACCUACUGCAGAGGAGAGGUCUCGAAAACUUCCUAUUCAUGAUUGGCCAGAGAGGAAAAUGUACAUAACUCCGUCAGCCCAUCGCAUCUUUUCUAAAAUAGGAGAAACAAUUGACGGUACUGAGAAACUAAUCACUGACGAUGACUACCACUUUGUGUUUGUCCGUCCGAAAUUUUUUAUUGGCUCUAGUGGCACCGUGUGGGCAAGUGAAACAAUGAAUCUUAGAUUCAUGUAUCCAAGUAUUUUUGAAAUACCCGAUAACAAACACGACUAUUCAUCUGCGUUUCGAUCCAUAUGCGCACAUCUACACGACGCAAUAUUCUUGUAUGAUGACAUGUGCGAACCUAGGGACAUUUGUCGUUCGAGGCCUGGAAUUCCAGAUAAUCCACACACGUCUUACGAAAGGCAAAGACUAGAAAGAUUAUCUGCACGAAUUGACAAAGCUUUAAAGGUAAACAACAAUGAAUGCCUAGAGGACGGUGAGAAAGUCAUUUUAGCUUCAAGAAUUGAACCAUUAGCAAACAAAAUCUCUGUGAGUUUGCAAGAUGCAAAAAACUUCCUUGCAGAUCCGAACCACGAUCAAUCUUGUACCAUUGCAAGCAAAAUACAGAACCUGCAGCAGAGAUGUAAGUCGCUACUUGAAGGUUUGAAAGAGCUAGAUCUUCCUGCAGUUAGACCACGUUGGUGUGACCUGACUGAUGCAGGACCAGGAGUUGCAAUUUCAAACUUUGAGGUCAAAUUCCGAGAUGCUGAAUUGUCAAGAAUUUGGAAUUCUGACUACCGCAUCAGACUACAUCGAGCUCGCGAAGACAGCGGUCAGGGGGAAGCAGAACGAACUAAUUCUGCGGUUGGAGAUGCGGUUAUUGAUGGCGGUUCAAUAAAAUGGGAGUAUUAUGACCGAUUUUAUGACAAAUCAGAUGAGGAUAUCGAGAAGAUGACUCUAGCUGAGUAUGAAACACAUGAAGACGAAAGGACGGAGAGAAACGCCUGGCGGGUUGCCCACGAUAUAGCUUUGCGGAUUGACGAUGCUCCUGUUCUUUCGGAAUAUAUAAGAGGCUUUGUAACAGAGAAGGACGAGGAGACAUUCUUUUUCAACAAAAACCAACUUCAAGAUUAUAUAAAGGCAUCCGAAAGUUCAAAAGAGAAUAUACCCGGUUCUAACUAUAUUGCCAAAAUUUGUAACUAUAUAAAAGAUCACUAUGAUGUCGGUGAGCUUUAUAUGGAGUUUGUCAAGGAUGCCUGUAAAGUUAAGGCUGAGAAGCAAUGCGCUGCAUGUGCAAGUGGUUGGACUGGCUCUCAAAUUGAUAGAAUACCACGCCCAUUCCCCGAUGAAACUACAUUUAGGUACAAAACUGUUUUUGAAUCUCCUGCUACAUCUUCAGACGGGAAGCUGCGUCCUAUUGAUGAUUAUAUGCCCAGAGCACAAAUAAAAAAAUUCUUUAGUGCAGGAAAAUUGAAUACAGCGCAAGAAGUUGCUGAUUUUUCAUCCAAAUUUGUGGUAUCUGAGGAACUUGUAAAAAAAUAUGUGGACCAUCUAAAGCACAUCAACUUUACCAAAGAGUUGCGAACUAAAGCAAAAGCAGAUAACCGACGGAACCGUGAAGCAAAAUGCUACAAGGACUACAACUGGGAUGAACUUCUGCUAACUGGAGGGCUGAAGUUUCUCUAUGUUUUUGAACUUGAUACGUACUUAAAACACCACUCUCUUCCCUGGAAGAAAAAGUUGAAAACUGAGAAAAUUCGCACAAUUACUAACCACCUCCAACAAACAAGAGGACAAGUAUUGCAGACAAUGACAGUGGAAGGCCAGCGUCUUUUACAACCUGGCCAAAACGUAUCCGAUGAUGAAGAAGAAACUGAUGGAGAUGACAUCGAUAUUGUAGGAGAAACGUGGAGUAGUGACGAUGAACGAUUGUGUAGCAGUGAUGGUAUGGUUGAUAGCGAAACCGAAGAAAGCGACUACGAACCAGUUCCACCAUCCGCUAAGAGACGAAUGGUCAGCACCAGAAGUGGACGGAAGGCAUCUAGCUUUGUGUUGGGAAAUGAAUAG
This is a messenger RNA of Paramuricea clavata, 3876 nucleotides long. The record is from the annotation of a GenBank genome assembly. Lineage: Eukaryota; Metazoa; Cnidaria; Anthozoa; Malacalcyonacea; Plexauridae.